Messenger RNA from Ostertagia ostertagi, 429 nucleotides. NCBI's taxonomy places the organism in Eukaryota, Metazoa, Nematoda, Chromadorea, Rhabditida, Trichostrongylidae. The record is from the annotation of a GenBank genome assembly.
GAAGGAGCACGCGGGCUGUAUCUGAAGAACCAAGUCACGUUAGAUGCGUACGCGACCGUGGUUCUUCAUGGAAAGGGCUCCUUGCGCAGUCGCGCCAUAACAGAGCAGGUGAAAACGGAAGGAGAAUGUCGAUGGGAUGAACAUUGUGAAUUUAAAAUCUCGGAACAAUCUACGCAUAUCACGGUGACCGUUCAAAAUAAAACAAAGUUCGGUGGAGCAGAUGUGAUUGGCAAAUGUGAGAUCCCGAUCGAUCAGGCGAAAAAGGUUGGUGGCCACAUGUGGUUUCCAUUGAAGAAGAAACGAGAUGACAGCAAGUACAGGGGCGAAGUCCAGUUGCAGUUCACGUUUUCCUAUGAGAAACCAACGCUGUCCAUUUCUAACUCAUCGCUGAAUAAAAUUGAAAAAGGUUUGAUUCAUGGAUUAAUUUGA